AUGACCGCAUUGCACCUUGUUUUAAGACGCAGUCCUGCCACACCAUAUGCCAAGUCAAAGCGAGGACAUCGAGAGGAGGAUCAAGAGGACCUGACCAAGGAUAUGGAUGAACCCUCCCCUGUCCCCAACGUAGAAGAGGUCACACUACCAAAAAGUGUGAACACGAAGAAAGAUUCUGAAUCAGCGCCAGUGAAAGGUGGCACUAUGACUGAUCUCGAUGAGCAAGAGGAUGAUAAUCUGGAGACAACUGGCAAGGAUGAGGAAGAUACUUCUGCUGGAAACAAAGGGGAACAAACAAAAAAUCCUGACUUGCAUGAGGACAAUGUUACAGAGCAGACUCACCACAUUAUCAUACCUAGUUACGCAGCAUGGUUUGACUACAACAGUGUCCAUGCCAUUGAACGACGUGCUCUCCCAGAAUUCUUUAAUGGAAAAAAUAAGUCCAAAACCCCAGAGAUUUACCUUGCCUAUCGUAAUUUCAUGAUUGACACGUACCGUCUGAAUCCACAGGAGUACCUCACAUCAACAGCAUGCCGUCGAAAUCUUGCAGGAGAUGUCUGUGCGAUAAUGAGGGUGCACGCUUUUCUCGAGCAAUGGGGACUCAUUAAUUACCAGGUGGAUGCAGAAAGCCGACCGACACCCAUGGGUCCUCCCCCAACAUCACAUUUCCAUGUGCUCGCUGACACACCUUCUGGUCUGGUGCCUCUUCAGCCCAAAGCUCCACAGACAUCAGCAUCCCAGCAAAUGCUAAAUUUCCCUGAUAAGAACAAAGAGAAGGCAGCAGACAUGCAAAACUUUGGAUUGCGUACUGAUAUGUAUGCUAAGAAAAAUGUUCCUUCUAAGAGUAAAGCAGCUGCUAGUGCUACACGAGAGUGGACAGAGCAAGAAACACUUUUACUGCUUGAGGCAUUGGAGAUGUAUAAGGAUGAUUGGAAUAAAGUCUCGGAACAUGUAGGCAGUCGCACGCAGGAUGAAUGUAUCUUGCAUUUCUUACGUUUACCAAUAGAAGAUCCGUACCUUGAAGAUUCUGAAGCCUCCUUAGGCCCGUUGGCUUACCAGCCAAUCCCUUUCAGUCAGUCUGGCAAUCCUGUCAUGAGCACUGUGGCAUUUCUGGCUUCAGUGGUUGACCCACGUGUGGCAUCAGCAGCUGCAAAAUCUGCAUUAGCAAAGCACCUUGCUGCAGUGGAGGAGCGGAAAAUCAAAUCAUUGGUAGCGCUACUUGUCGAAACACAGAUGAAGAAACUUGAAAUCAAACUCCGACAUUUUGAAGAACUUGAGACCAUUAUGGACAGAGAGAGAGAGGCAUUGGAAUACCAGAGACAACAGCUUCUCUCAGACAGACAAGCCUUUCACAUGGAGCAACUGAAGUAUGCUGAGAUGAGAGCACGGCAACAGCACUUUCAACAAAUGCAUCAACAGCAGCAACAGCAGCAUCAGCUCCCGUCUGGCCCCCAGGCCAGUCAACAGCCAGCCAUCAUUCCUACAUCUGUGCAACCAGUACCGCCUGCUGCAGUUCAACAGGGAGCUGUGAAUCAGGGUUCAGGUGAUUCCAUAGCUCAGUCCAUUCCACAACAACAACAGACCCCACCAACGCAACGACAGCACCAGCAGCAGCAACAGGCUCAACCUGCUGUUCUUCCUCAUGGUCAGCCACCAUUUCCAAGUCAACAAACUCCAAAUCAACUGAUGCCCAGUAACAUGCCAGUUGGCAUGCCUGCGAACAUGUCUGGUAAUAUGGCUGCUGGUAUGCCUUCUGUUGUGCCAGCCAUUAUUGCAUGUAGCAUGGGUAGUGUCAUCUCAGAAAAUGUUCCGGCUAACCUCCCUGCUAGCAUGCCAAACCAAGUGCAUGGUCAUUUACCCAGUAGCAUGCCUGGGGGUGUCCCUGGCAACGUGUGUAUAGGGUUGCCAGGACGUUUGCCUGUAGAUCUGCCUAGCUCUGUACAUCCUAACAUACCUGGAAACAUCAUCCCACCCUCCAUGUCUCUAACUUCCACCCCAGCGUCAGCAGCUGCUCAGAGCCCUGCCAUUGUAGCCGCCAUGCAGGGGAAUACAAGUCCGUUGCAAGAAAUACAGAAGUGACCUGAAGACAAUACCGUACCAUACUGCCUUACAUCACUAUUCUGGAGUGAGAGAAGGAAACAUAACCUGUGCUGUUGCCAGAGCAAUGACAUCUGUAUGAGAGUAGUAAAAUUAAAAACUAACUCAAUGCAUGUGGGAGCUUUCCUUUCACACUCUGGGACUGUAUGGUACAGUGGGUUAUCACACUGUCC
Messenger RNA from Rhincodon typus (whale shark), 2270 nucleotides. Its product is annotated as SWI/SNF complex subunit SMARCC2. The transcript has 15 exons. Gene Ontology annotation, biological process: positive regulation of DNA-templated transcription. Gene Ontology annotation, molecular function: nucleosomal DNA binding; histone binding. Gene Ontology annotation, cellular component: nBAF complex; npBAF complex; SWI/SNF complex. The record is from RefSeq and is a predicted model, not a curated record. Lineage: Eukaryota; Metazoa; Chordata; Chondrichthyes; Orectolobiformes; Rhincodontidae. Bases 1 to 2079 code for a protein of 692 amino acids.